Molecule: messenger RNA, 7129 nt
Organism: Hypoxylon fragiforme
Lineage: Eukaryota; Fungi; Ascomycota; Sordariomycetes; Xylariales; Hypoxylaceae
Product: DUF1744-domain-containing protein
Exons: 3
Coding region: 152-6901 (2249 amino acids)
Biological process (GO): leading strand elongation; nucleotide-excision repair, DNA gap filling; DNA replication
Cellular component (GO): epsilon DNA polymerase complex; nucleus
Molecular function (GO): DNA-directed DNA polymerase activity; nucleotide binding; single-stranded DNA 3'-5' DNA exonuclease activity
Source: RefSeq, a predicted model, not a curated record
GGUAUUUCUCGAGGGUGACUACCCAACUUUAUGAUCUUCAUUUGAGAUACCCCAUAUGAGAUCUAGUCAUUGCCAAUGACGCCUGUCUAACCCUUCAUCACGACGAUUCACCAUCCCUCGGUAGUCUCCUUUAAUUUCUACCGAUUUCAAAAUGCCCAAUACAUCUCUUCGACGCCCCCAGAAGGGGUAUGCUCGCCGAGGCGGGAAGCAAGCAUAUCAUGGUGGCGGGACUCGUAAUCGAACUUUUGCUGCCUCGACUCGUACCGAGGGAACAUCAGCGGAUGAAAAGGCCGAGCGGGCACUACUCGCCCACCAAAUAGACGAGUCAAUGGGAUUUGCUCGCUAUGAAUCCGGUCGAAGGAAAGAAGGGUGGCUUGUCAAUAUCCAACCAACCACAAUAGCGCUCGAUGACGACCGAACCCCUGGUGGCAAGGCGGCGCUAGAUUGCUACUUCAUAGAGAAUGAUGGUCAGACAUUCAAGGCGACAAUUGAAUACGAGCCAUAUUUUCUAAUAGCCUGUCGAAAGGGAAGAGAAGGCGAGGUAGAAGAAUGGCUGAAGCGAGUACCUGGCGGUGGUGUCGUUCGUAGCGUGAAAAAGGUUGCCAAGGAGGAUCUAUCUAUGCCCAAUCACCUACUCGGAUACCGACGGACUUUUCUCGAGCUACGGUUUAGAAAUGUGCCGGAUUUGAUGUCUGCAAGAAGAGACAUCAUGCCCAUAGCGGAGAAGAACAAGAAAUCAAUGGGCACGGUUGAUGUAUAUGCAGAGGUUGCUUCAGAGCAAGCAGGUUUUGACCUCUUUGAUGACGAUACACGAGAUGACGACAGACGACAUAAUGCUUCAUUUGCAGAUGCCAGCGACUACAUUGUCGAUAUUAGAGAGUACGAUGUGCCGUACCAUGUAAGAGUAAUGAUUGAUAUGAAUUUCCGAGUAGGAAAGUGGUAUUUCGUGGACGUUAAACACGGUAUCACCACCCUGACUCUGAAUGAGGAACACAUGGUCCAGGCAGAUCCCGUGGUAAUGGCUUACGAUAUCGAAACAACCAAAGCCCCCCUAAAAUUUCCCGAUGCCGCCAUCGACCAGGUCAUGAUGAUAUCGUAUAUGAUCGACGGCCAAGGUUUCUUAAUCACAAACAGAGAGAUUGUAUCCGAGGACAUUUCAGACUUUGAGUAUACCCCUAGACCCGAAUAUCCUGGCCAAUUCAUGAUAUUCAACGAGCCCAAUGAAAAGGCCGUCAUCGAACGCUUCUUCUCACACAUCAAAGAGGCAAGACCGACAGUUAUUGCCACCUACAACGGUGACUUUUUCGAUUGGCCAUUCGUAGAAGCAAGAGCAAGCUUCAAUGGAAUUGAUAUGUAUCGAGAAAUUGGAUGGAAGAAAGAUUCCGAGGAUAUCUACAAGUGCACGUACGGCGUUCAUAUGGACUGUUUUGCAUGGGUUAAUCGAGAUUCCUACUUACCCCAAGGAAGUCGAGGUUUGAAGGCGGUCACCGUUGCCAAGCUUGGUUACGACCCAGACGAACUCGACCCGGAACUCAUGACGCCGUACGCAAAUGAGAGACCUCAGACCCUAGCGGAGUACUCGGUAUCCGAUGCUGUCGCUACCUACUACCUCUAUAUGAAGUAUAUCCACCCCUUUAUCUUCUCACUAUGUACAAUUCUUCCCCUGGGUGGUGAUGAUGUAUUACGGAAGGGAACUGGUACUCUUUGCGAGAUGCUGUUGAUGGUGCAGGCAUAUCAGCAUGAAAUCAUUCUGCCAAAUAAACACAUGUCUCCUAAGGAAUCGUUUUGGGACGGGCACUUACUUGAUGCCGAGACCUACGUUGGCGGUCAUGUUGAAAGUAUCGAAGCAGGGGUAUUUCGAGCAGAUAUACCCGUGGACUUUGCCGUUGACCCUAGCGCUAUCGAUGAUCUGCUUCGUGAUCUCGACGCGGCUCUCAAAUUCGUCGUUGAAGUUGAGGAAAAGAAGUCAUUGGCCGAUGUGACGAAUUAUGAUGAGGUCAGAGACCAGAUCGCUUCCCAGUUAUUGCAACUAAAAGAAACACCCAAUCGACUUGAGAGGCCGUUGAUCUAUCAUUUAGAUGUCGCAUCCAUGUAUCCAAACAUCAUGACAACAAAUCGGCUGCAGCCCGACUCUAUGAUUGACGAGUCGGACUGCGCCGCCUGCGAUUUCAAUCGUCCCGGGAAGACUUGCGAUAGAAGGAUGCCCUGGGCCUGGAGAGGCGAAUACUUGCCUGCAAAGCGAGAUGAAUACAACAUGAUUCGACAUGCUCUGGAAAACGAGAAGUUCCCUGGGAAAUGGCCGAAAUCGCCGCUACGAACAUUCCGAGAAUUGCCGGAAGAAGAACAAGCUGCUCUCAUCAGAAAACGGUUACAGAUGUAUAGUCAAAAGGUUUACCACAAAAUACGUGAUUCCACGACAAUUGUUCGCGAGGCAAUCAUCUGUCAAAGAGAGAAUCCUUUCUAUAUCGAUACUGUAAAAGAUUUCCGAGACCGUCGGUACGACUAUAAGGGACAGGCAAAAGUUUGGAAGGGCAAGACCGAAUCGCUUAAGUCUUCUGGGGCAGCAAAUUCUGAAGUUGACGCGGCCAGGAAAAUGAUUGUCCUCUAUGACUCCUUACAACUUGCGCACAAGGUCAUUCUAAAUUCAUUCUACGGCUAUGUUAUGCGAAAAGGGUCGAGAUGGUACUCUAUGGAGAUGGCGGGUGUGACAUGUCUGACGGGAGCAACAAUCAUUCAGUUAGCGAGAUCAUUGGUUGAGCGCCUCGGGCGACCCCUAGAACUUGAUACUGAUGGUAUUUGGUGUAUGUUGCCGGCAACGUUCCCUGAGAAUUUCGCCUUUAAGCUCAAAAACGGCAAGAAGUGUGCUAUCUCAUACCCCUGUGUGAUGUUGAAUCACCUUGUCCACGACAAGUUCACCAACCAUCAAUAUCAGACGCUAGUUGACCCAAAGACGUUCAAGUAUGAGACACACAGCGACAACUCGAUCUUCUUCGAGGUCGACGGUCCUUACAAGGCCAUGGUUUUGCCGACCUCGAAAGAAGAAGACAAGAACUUGAAAAAGCGGUAUGCCGUCUUCAAUGACGAUGGCAGUCUAGCCGAACUUAAGGGAUUUGAGGUGAAGCGAAGAGGUGAACUUAAGCUCAUCAAGAUAUUCCAACAGCAGAUCUUCAGGUUCUUCUUAGAAGGAACUACCCUCACUGAAUGCUACGCCGCGGUAGCAAAGGUCGCGAAUCAAUGGCUGGACGUUCUAGAUAGCAAAGGCUCCACGUUGGCCGAUGAGGAGCUCAUUGACCUUAUUUGUGAAAACCGGAGCAUGUCCAAAACCCUCGAAGAGUAUGGCACUCAAAAGUCUACUUCUAUCACAACCGCGAAACGUUUAGCAGAGUUUCUCGGCGAGCAGAUGGUGAAAGACAAGGGUCUAAACUGCAAGUACAUCAUUUGCGCCAAACCUCGUAAUGCCCCCGUUACCGAACGUGCCAUACCAGUCGCUAUCUUUUCAGCCCCGACAGAAACCAAACGACUGUAUUUGACGCGAUGGCUCAAAGAAGAGCCAUCCGACACUGACCCUAGGGCGCUUCUGGACUGGAAUUACUACUCAGAACGUCUAGGUUCCGUCAUCCAGAAACUGAUCACCAUCCCCGCUGCGUUGCAGAAAGUUCGUAACCCAGUUCCACGAGUGCCCCAUCCAGACUGGCUUCAACGGCGAAUCAAUAUCAAGGAUGACAAGAUGAAGCAGAAAAAGAUGACUGAUCUGUUCGCGAGUGCCAAGGGUCCUCUGGAAGAUAUAACGAAUCUUACAGGCUCGAGAUUAGAUGAUCUUGAGGAUUUUGGGACGAAGCUACUCAAACCAAAGAGUACAGCUGCAGCUAUCAGUGCUUCACAAAAAUUAUCAACAGCGACUAAAAGAAAGUCGCCAGAACCGGACAAGGAAAUUGUCGACCCAUUCUCAGCACUUCCGAGGGUGAUGCCUAACCCCGAGGAUGACUAUCCAGCUUUCCUAGAAUAUCAAAAGAUCAAAUGGAAGAUUCAGAAACAGGCGCGGAUCCGCCGGCGACAUCUAUUUGGAGAUCGGCGCGGUAAUGCGAGCAAUAAUAUACAGCAAACAUUCCGUCAACAAGCCGAGGUCGCAUUUCGGAAUACGUGGCAGCUACUCCAGCUCCGCGCAACAGAUAACCCUGGCGUAGUGACCGCAUUCGUCUUAAUCGAUGCGAAGGUCCAUCAAAUCAAGAUCAAGGUCUCUCGACAAGUGUUUUUGAACCUCAAAGGGAAGGACCUGCCUGACAUUGAUGUGGAGGGUUGUGAUGUUGAGCAAGUCUACCAUACCCUACCUAACGGGCACGCAUCGACUCAUCUAUUCAAAAUCACCGUACCUGAGGAUGUUUACUUCGCAGAAGCGGAUAAGUUCUCACUACUAUUCAACCAUCCCAGUGUGGAGGGUGUAUAUGAGAAGCAAGUACCACUAAACAUCCGAGCAAUGCUUCAACUGGGAAACCUCUGCACCAUUGACGAAACUCGACCAGGUGUACUCGGCAAGGGCCUAGAACAAGGCUUCGAUCUUGAUGGCUUGAGGAAGCCAGCUAAACCGAAGACCUACUUGGACUCUAGCCCACUUGCGUAUCUCUACAUUUCACAUAUUACCGCAGGUGAAAGACAAAUCUUUGGUUUGUUCUCUUCGAGGAAAGACCAAGCCUACAUCGUCAUCCUUCAGAAGAGCAAAGACGUCGGUAAAGAUUUACCAAACAUCACCAAACUGUACAGUGAGAUGUUCGCUAGGAGACAAAAAGAGGCGGAAGGGACCAAUUGGCAAGAUUGCUUUGUGUAUCAGGAGAAGCUGACCUUCAAUGUCACUCAGGUGACAACACGACGAAAAGCUCACCUCGAGCUUAGCGAACUCGUCAAGAAGAUGAAGAAGGAUGAAAUCAAGCCUCUGAUGCUGGUGAUACAGUCAUCACAACAGAAUCUACUUGUUCACGAUGUUCCAAUCCUUGCGGAAUUCCCUAUUCUCCCUCUUCGAUAUGACCAGGCAGAUAGCUUGCUUCCUCCCCUUGGUUGGCAACCUGUCGUUGCUAAACGUCUCCUUGCGCAUUACCUCAACCUUGGCUCGUGGAUUCUCCAUCUUACUGCACUGGCUCGAUAUGGCGAUAUCCCACUGUGUAACUUGGAGCGCGACGACCCUAGAUUCCUUAUUGACGUUGCAUAUGCUCGCCGUCUACAGUUGAAUAAUGUCGUGUUAUGGUGGUCACCAGGGCCUAAACCAGACCACGCUGGCUACGAAAAAGACGACGUGACGGGUCCUCUCGAUACUGUCUCUAUGCCGUCUAUCAAUACCCACGGUACAUACGCAUCGGUUUGCAUUGACCUCGAAGUUCGUAAUCUCGCCAUCAACACUAUUCUCACGUCAUCCCUGAUCAACGAACUUGAGGGCGCGGAGUCUAUCUCAUACAAUCCGGCUACAGACUCGGCGCCAUCAGAUGGAACAGAGAUGCUCCAUUCCGAAUCAGCAUUUGCCAACGCAGGCGUACUAGUACUACGCGAGAUGGUCAAGUCAUGGUGGGCCGAGGCAUGCAGCGGGAGUCCAAUGGCAGAUAUUCUAGUGCAGCAUUUAGUACGAUGGGUCGAAUCUCCAGAUUCUUUCAUGUAUGACCGAGCACUCCAUUACUACGUGCAGAUGAUGAGCCGCAAAGCUCUUCUGCAGCUUAUGGGAGACUUCCGCCGUGUGGGUUCGCAAGUUGUAUUUGCGAAUUCCAAUCGACUCCUUCUACAGACUACUAAGUCAGAAGUAGGCAACGCCUAUGCAUAUAGUCAGUACAUUCUCAAAAGUAUCAAGAGCAAACCACUCUUUCACUUUAUUGAUCUCGAGAUCAAAGAGUAUUGGGACUACCUGGUAUGGUAUGAUGAGUUUAACUACGGUGGAAAGGCCUGUCAGGAGGUUGUCGAGGCCGAACAGCAGGACCUGCAGACCAUUAUGAACUGGCAGAUGAAGACGUUCUUGCCCCUUCGUCUACAAGAAACCUUCCAGCACUGGGUCGUUGAAUUCAUACAACUUAUGCAUAAACUCAAGCGCCCAUCCAUAAAUGGAGAGCCUGAUUCCACGCCUCGUCUCACGCAACUACCACUGCGCAAUGGUUCACAGGGCGAUGGUCCUGAAUCCCAAGACCUCCUCGGCGUAGCCUUUGAAAAGCGUCUCAAAAAGGAAAUCCGAUCCCUCGUCACAACCCAAACUCGUGAACUUCUACAUCCCGAACUUGCAUCGGACUGGUCAUUCCCAGUCUUGCCAGGUGGCCAUAGCAAGAACGUGCAGAAUCGCAACGCGGUGCUCGAACUCGUUAAAUCUCUCAUGCAGGUGUUGUCUUUAGAUAAGAACAUCACGAUGGAAGCACGAUUACUAAGGAAAGAACUACUUGCGCUCUUCGAAGUACGCGAGUUCAGCAAAGAAGGUGCUUUCGCGAACCCGAGUGAGAGUCUCAAGGUACCGCAGUGGAGCUGCUCUGAGUGCACGCUUGCGCGUGACUGGGACCUAUGCCGCGAUGAAAGCCUGCUUCCAGACCUAAGCAUCGUGCCGGUGGGCAACGAGACAGAAGUGCGCAAAGCAGCUGCGGCGAAGACAUGGCACUGCCCGUUCUGUGAUGCGGAGCUCGAACGACUACGUAUUGAGGAGAAGCUUCUCUCAGAUGUGCAAGCAUUGGUUGUCGAAUGGAGCACGCAGGACCUUAGGUGUGAGAGGUGCGGGAGCGUCAGGUUGAACGAUCUUAUGGAGCACUGCACAUGCAGUGGUCCGUGGAGGGAGAGUGUAAAGAAGGAGGAUGUUCUAAGGAAGUUAGGGGUGUAUCAGGGCGUCGCGAAGUGGUAUGGAUUGAGGAUGCUGGAAAAUCUUGUUCAGGAGGUGCUGGGCGGUCUAUAAAGGAUAAGUGAAAACCCGGCUAUCAAUACCUGAAUAAGUCUAUAAUCUUGGACGUAUCAUGGUAUCAUUUUGGCAAGACGCUCUGAGGGAGGGCAAGGUAAAGGGAUGACAGGGUAUGACUACGGCGUUAUGGCAUGGGGAGUCAAUCGCAUUUUCAGUUUGCGGCACACGAUAAUACGUGGCUGGAUGGGUAUAUUAGAUACGAAUUAAUUCUACCUGAUGAGUACA